This is a messenger RNA of Perca fluviatilis (European perch), 2930 nucleotides long. RefSeq names its product phosphatidylinositol 3,4,5-trisphosphate-dependent Rac exchanger 1 protein-like. Gene Ontology annotation, molecular function: phosphatidylinositol-3,4-bisphosphate 4-phosphatase activity. Gene Ontology annotation, cellular component: cytoplasm. The transcript is spliced from 9 exons. The record is from RefSeq and is a predicted model, not a curated record. The annotation marks the transcript as partial. Lineage: Eukaryota; Metazoa; Chordata; Actinopteri; Perciformes; Percidae.
UUUGUCAUUAACGUGCUGCUGCACUUCCAGUCCACGCUAGCACCACACGUGAAAGAGGAGCGGACCAUGCUGGAAGACACCAAGGCGGCCCUGUUGGACUUGGACAAAGUCACUGUGUUCUUCAGGCAACUGGAGGAUGAGUGUCUAGUCGCAAACACGCCAGUGUGUUACCAGGUGGAGGGCAGCCGCCAGGCCUUGAGGGUCACCCUGUACCUGGACAGUUGUCACUUCAGUGAGCUGCCCAGUCGUCUACAAAAUGGAGGCAGCCUCAAGCUCCACACCGUCCUCUUCACCAGGGCACUGGAGCGUCCAGAGGGAGUAUCCCAGCAGGACUACGCAGCCAUGGAGGAUUUCCAGCAGCGCACCAACGCUGUCUCACUAGAGAAGGUCAAGGCCUACUACCGCAGACUCAGGGCUUUCUAUUUGGAGAAGUCUAAUCUCCCUACAGACUCAAACACCACAGCAAUGAAGAUAGACCAGCUGCUGCGACCCCUCAACACAUUGGACGAUCUUUGUCGACUAAUGCAGUCCUACGUCAACGUGCGCUCGAGUGCCCAAGGCCACCCAUCAGGUGUCAGCGUGCUGUGUGUGUCCUCUGAGCUGUGUAACCGCCUGGGAGCCUGCCACAUCACCAUGUGUGGUACAGGCAUGCAGAGAUGUACCCUAAAUGUGACACUGGAGCAGGCAAUGAUCUUAGCCAGAAACCACGGUCUCAUGCCGCGCUGCAUCAUGCAGACCAUGGAUAUAAUGCGCAAACAGGGGGCAAGAGUUGAGCUCUCUGCUAAAAAUCUCAAGGUAAUGGACCAGAUGACUCCUUCAUUCCCAAGGCUCUUCAAGCUGUGUUUGCCACCCUCAGAUGGAGAUCUCUAAGAAAACUCAUCAGAGAAAGGGCGAAAGAUAGGAUGAGAGAUGACAAUAACAAACCAGAGCGAGUCUUACCGCUUUCUUUCCAAGAGACACUCCCAAUGGAAAGACCCUUCCCCCUCCCACUGCCCCACAUACACAGGGAUUACUCCACCAUGGAUACCACUAGAGUCUUCAGCGCAAAGUACAGGCUAAACAAGACUGUACAAAUAACAGUUACCAGGGAGCACCUGAAGCUCAAGAUCAGUCAUGUACUGUUAUACUGGGAAGCCACCCAGAUAGAAGUAUUAUUGCUUUGGUUGUCUGUCUACACAGCUGACAUGUAUGACUUAACAAAUGGUGCAAACUAUAUUCACAACAUAAGUGAAAGGGAGAUGUCAGUUUGAUGCCUCAUACAGAAGACAUCCACAGUGAUCGUGCUCCUAACGGAGCGCUUAUUAUUAACUGGAUUAACCAAACUACCUAUACCUGACUGUCAUCCUAAAUGCAGAUGUUUAUCUGUUUUGCCUUGGACUGCAACUCCAGAGAGCUGUCUCUUUAAUCGGGUUGGGCUGGUGUUCCCCAGGGCUCAAUGUUCGGAACCCAAGUAAAGUAGAAUACUUGAAAACCUUGGUAUUCAUGUAUGUUGGCUAGCUGAAUAGAUGCAGAAAGUCAAAGAAUAGACAGAGGAAUGGAAGUAGGGAUUGAGGGACAGAUGGAAAGACUGAUGUUAGCCGGGGCUGCUCUUUCUUCAGCCAUUUGCAUGUGGUUACUGUGCAAUUACUGUAGGUUUAGUGUGAGUACUGUAUUACUGCACUAUAUGAAGGAUAGUUAUUUAUUGUGUCCAGAAUGAGCAUUUUUAUCCCUCACUUAUCCUAUAUCAGGUAUUAACGAAUAUCAACGCAUUCCAGCCUACGUAUUGAACAGUAUUUAAAGGACCAAUGGCAUGCCAUUUUUUUAGACGUAACUGCUUGUGUAUUUUAUUUAUAUGUGUGGACUUUGAUCCCGUCAGGAAGUGUUACAUUGAUCUUCACGGAGAGCAAGGAAGGGAAGAUGAACAGAAGCUUUCUAAUUAGAAUCAGGACAAAGGAAGCUAAAGCAAACCAUACAAGGCUGCUUGUCCAAAAGCAGCCAAGUCAACAGAUUGUUAAAUUAUUAAUAUAUUAAUUCAAAUGUACUAGUUGUAAUUCCUUCUGUUAACUAAGUCAUUUUGAUUUUUAAAUUGGUUUUUACAUUGUCUUGGAACUGUUGUAUUUACUGUAGGUAUUAAAAGGAGCACAAUGAUUGGUCCAUUCAAUUUGCAGUGUUAGCAAAAAGUACUGUAAGCAGUUUGUGGAUGACAUAAACAAAGGGAUCGUUUCAGGAUUGAAACACAGUAACAUUAUUUUACUGAAGAUUUUAAUUUCUUGUACAUACAAACUGUAACCAUGUCAGAGAAAAAAAGAUAGGAUAUGUCGGAGUAAUGCUAUAAAUUAAAUUUGAUUAUUUUUAUGGAGAUAAUAUAGUAUAUAAAACAUUUUUAUUCAUGACCUCACUGAUAACUUGUUGUUUUUGACUGUUAAAAACGUCUGACGUGCAUUUCAUGAAUCUGUCUCGACAAGCUGCAUUCAUUAGCCAGGUCACUUAGUCCUUUUUAUUUAUUUAAAAGCAGCCUGGUUCCAAAUGAGCAUGUUGGAAUAGUCUCAACAUCUCUGCACUUGCAUGGCCACUGUAAAUUCACAUCCCUCGGUUUGCAUAUAAGACUCAGCGGAUAUCUGCAUUGUUAUCAUUUCCCUCAUUCAAUUUUCUCAUAAUCUGAGCAGUGUACAUUGUAUAUAAACUCAGAAUGGAUCAAUAUUGACCAUACUCUGGUUUUAAGUGCAUUGCCAGUUUUAAUUAGCUAAUGACUGCAGCAUGUUGGUGUAGCUGGACAAACAAAUAUGUCACUGAUUACACAUUUAUUUACAUUAUUCUAAUGUUUUUGUAUAUACUUUAUUUGCAAUUUUAAGUUGCUUGAAAAUAACUGUACAAAGGGUCUUUGUUGAAUCUUUCUAAAAUUAUCAUUGUAAAUGCAUCUUAACAAGCUAGUAAAUAAAAUGUUCACAGUA